AUGAAUCCUACCAUUUUCUUUGGUUGCCUAUUGGUUCUCACAGGAUGUCUUCUUGGAAGAGGAAAUGCCGAAGGGGACGAUGAGUUCACUAUUGAAAAACAACGCUUACUUCAUGUGUAUGGCAAUUCUACGGUUUCUGAAGCCACUCGGUUUAGAAAUGUCGACGAGCUAGUCAAUUUCUAUGACAAAUACUCGUCUUCCCUCGUGUUGCCAAAUCAUUUUAAAGAACGUGCCGAAGAUAUCUUCAAGAGGUAUAAGGAGCAAAAUUCUCGUGCUGUUCAAGUGGAUGGUGUUCCGGCUCAAGGAGGAUUCUGGAAGCCUCUGCUCAAGUAUCUCAUUGUGCAGCUGGGCGUGGAACUUGCCUCUGAGGGAAUCAAACGUGCUACAGAAUCUUAA
Messenger RNA from Drosophila takahashii, 396 nucleotides. RefSeq names its product protein Turandot M-like. Gene Ontology annotation, biological process: immune system process. NCBI's taxonomy places the organism in Eukaryota, Metazoa, Arthropoda, Insecta, Diptera, Drosophilidae. The record is from RefSeq and is a predicted model, not a curated record.